Hibiscus syriacus is the source of this 1377-nucleotide messenger RNA. Its product is annotated as cytochrome b561 and DOMON domain-containing protein At5g35735-like. The transcript is spliced from 3 exons. Bases 80 to 1273 code for a protein of 397 amino acids. Lineage: Eukaryota; Viridiplantae; Streptophyta; Magnoliopsida; Malvales; Malvaceae. The record is from RefSeq and is a predicted model, not a curated record.
AUCUGCCUUGAGAAACAAUUUUCUUUUUCCUGGAAACUUGAUUUUGUCUCCAAGGUGGGUAAGGCAAUUCAGUUUGGACAUGGAGAUCAAAGCCUGGAACUUUGUCCUGUUUUCAUGCCUGGUGGUUUCUUUCUUGGCUUCAUCGUCUUCUGCUCAAACCUGUGUUUCCCAAACAUUUUCCAACGACAGGCAAUAUGCCAACUGCACCGAUCUUCCAGCUUUGAACAGUUAUCUCCACUGGACGUAUAAUGAAUCGGCUGGUACAGUUGAAAUCGCUUUCCGACACACCGGCACCUCCUCGUCACAGUGGUCGGCGUGGGGCAUCAAUCCCAGUGGACCGAGAAUGGUGGGUACACAGGCUUUGGUUGCCUUCGUCAACUCCAGUGGUGUGGCUCAGGCAUUCACAACCUCGAUUGAUAGCUUGGCCCCUUCCAUGCAACAGAUGGAUUUGAGCUUCCCGGUUCCAAGUCUUUCUGCCACGUUUGAGAGAAACGAAAUGACGAUAAUCGCCGUUUUGAGAAUCUCCCAAAACUUGUUAGCCACCAGUCAGGUUUGGCAGGAAGGUCGGGUGAGUAACGGCCAAAUACAGCCUCAUUCCACCACCGGGGCCAACGUUCAAUCCGCUGGAAGUAUCAAUUUCCUCACGGGAGCAUCGAGAGGGAGUUCAUCAGCAGGUUCCAGAACAAGAAGAAGAAACGUUCAUGGAGUACUGAACACUGUCAGCUGGGGAAUCUUGAUGCCGUUGGGAGCCAUAACAGCUAGGUACAUGAAGGUGUUUAAAUCUGCAGAUCCUGCAUGGUUUUAUCUCCACGUUGCUUGCCAAUCUUCAGCCUACGUUGUUGGCGUGGCUGGAUGGGCGACGGGUAUUAAGCUCGGCAGCGACUCUCCUGGAGUCACUUACAAUCCCCAUAGGACCAUCGGCAUCAUCCUCUUCUGCUUCGGAACUCUUCAGGUAUUCGCUUUGCUUCUGAGGCCAAACAAGGACCACAAGUACAGAUUGUAUUGGAACAUUUACCACCAUUUGAUUGGGUACAGUGUCAUCAUCCUUAGCAUCGUCAACAUCUUCGAGGGUUUCGACAUCCUUAACCCCGAUGACAAAUGGGAGAGAAUUUACAUUGGGAUUCUCAUAUUCUUGGGAGUUUUGGCCACAUUCUUGGAAGCUUUCACUUGGUACGUUGUUAUCAUGAGGAAGAAGACGAAUAAGCAGCCUCACACCAUGAAUGGAGCCAACGGACAUGGAUAUGGUGCCACUGCCAUGGGACAGCGCGUGUAGUCAAAUUUUUUUUCGGUCAGUCCUAGUCUAUUACACCAUGUGCUUAGGAUGUCUUAGAUGACCCACAUUUAUUAUUGCAUCUUAUUGUUUUUUUGUUGUGUUUU